This is a messenger RNA of Triticum aestivum (bread wheat), 1017 nucleotides long. RefSeq names its product heat shock protein 21, chloroplastic. Gene Ontology annotation, biological process: response to heat. The transcript has 3 exons. Bases 87 to 758 code for a protein of 223 amino acids. NCBI's taxonomy places the organism in Eukaryota, Viridiplantae, Streptophyta, Magnoliopsida, Poales, Poaceae. The record is from RefSeq and is a predicted model, not a curated record.
UGGCAUGCACUAAACCAACUUUUAGCCUUCUUCAGAGAUAUAUAGUUCCCACAUUGCAAUCCAGCAUCAGGAUAAGGCAGUGAUAGAUGCAAGUUAGCGUUGCGGGUCUAAUGUCGACGGUUGUUGCGUCUUGCACCCCUAUGAGUCGCUCGCCCGUUCUGCCGUCUUCUUCCGGCACGCCGGCGAGCCGCUCUUGGAGGCCGGCGGCAGCGACGGCGUUCCCUAAUUCUCUCGCCGUCAAGUGCUGCCGGCCGACGUCUGUGGUACUCCGCGCUCACCCGGAGAAACAGCUGCCGGCGUUCAACAUUCCCCCCACCGCCCUGCUGUACCCCGUGCAACCGCCGGACAGCAAGGAGCGGUGGGACAUCAAGGAGGAGGAGAGGCACGUCAAGAUAUGGCUCCAGGUACCCGGGCUCUCGGAGAACGACCUCGAGAUCACCGCCGGCGAGGACAUGCUCGAGAUCAAGAGGAAGGCUGGCACCGGGGCCGGCGGCCGCGAAGAGCCGCCGGUGGAGGUGCACGGGGUGGGCUCCUUCCACGUCAGGCUUCUCAUGACGAAGGAAUACAACAGCGAGGACGUCACCGCGGAGCUCAAGGCCGGGAUGCUGGAGAUUACCAUCGGCAAAGCCGACAACCGUGGCAUCAAAAAACCAGUCGGGUUUGGGAAGAAAAGCACCACCAAGAACACGCCAACCCAAGACAAGCCAAGCUUAAACAGUGCCCAAGGACAAGGAGGGCCAGCCCGACACUACACUUGAAAGCUCACCACCUCGGGGCGCAGUUUCUCAGGUCCACGACCACGAGCUUCAACUUCAAGGGCACGAUUUGGGAAAAUUGCGAGCCAAGGCGCUAAGAAGUUGAUGCACUGCUCGUUGUGAUGUGCGCUAUUGUAUCCGUAUGAGAUUAUUGGUUUGAAAUUCGCAAAGUCAUUUAUUUUCCGAAAGACCAAUGGCUAUACAUUAAGUAGCAGAUAUCGUUAUAAAAACACACUUAUAUAAAUUGAAAAAUACAUCCAAG